AUACACAAUAACAACAUUAACAACACGAUAUCUUAUUAUUUUAUUACAAUACCUAUUUAAAUAAACUAACAAAAUGGAUACAUCUCAUUUGUGCCGGAGCUGUAUGAAGGAAGUGGCAUCGUGGGAGCUUGAGAAUUUCGACCAGCGGGCCGUCUACAUGUUCACACUCUGCACGAAUAUUCAGAUACCGGAGAAUGAUAUACUACCCAAGCAAUUCUGCUAUGAUUGCACAAUAAAAAUAGAAUCAUCGUACACAUUUAUAAAAGAGGCUCAACAUGUGAACGAGACUCUCACGAACCUCCUGACUCAACGGACCGUUAUUGUGGAGCCCAUAAAGCGUUCAGAACACAACGAUGAACCAGAUGUUGAAGUUUCCACGUUUGAACCUGAAGACACAAUAACCGAUGAACCUACAUGUGACACAACAGAAAAUAAAGUAAAAACACAAUUAAAGAAAGAGUCUGUGUCGCAUCAGAAACAUGUCUGUACUGUGUGUAAGAAGAUGUUUCUGUCUAAAGUUUGGUUUGAGAAGCAUAUGAGGAAUCAGCAUAAUGGGAAAGUUCUCAGCUGUCCGCAAUGCCCUAAGACAUUCCAGCGUCCAUCCCAGCUAUCCGUCCACGCGGUGACGCACUCGUCUGAGCGGCGGUACGCGUGCUCCUGCGGCAAGCGCUACAAGCGACGCAAGGAGCUGGCACAACACGCGCGCACUCACGCGGCGGCGCGCCCCUACCAGUGCGACCACUGCAACAUGAGUUUCAAGUUGAAGAGUGUGUUGAAGAGCCAUCUAGUAGUACAUAAACCCGACAAGCCCCAUCUCUGCUACAUCUGCGGCUGGAGUUUCAAACAGGCGGGCAACCUCGCCGUGCACAUGCGCACGCACACGGGCGCGAAGCCCCACGGGUGCGCGUGCGGCUUUCGCGCGGCGUGCGCGUCCAGCCUGCGCCGCCACGAGGCGCGCCACCGCGCACGAGCGCUCGCCUGCCGCAAGUGCGACAAGCGCUUCUAUGACAACACUGCUCUGACUCGGCACUUGCGCUCCCACACCGGCGCGCGGCCGUACCAGUGCCCGACGUGCGCGCGCUCGUUCGCGGACAGCUGGAAGCGCAAGCUGCACCUCAUGCGCGCGCACCGCGUGCCGCUCGCGCGCAUCCCGCGCAUGCGCGCCGACCCCAGCGUGCGCGUGUGCCCGUGAAGCCUGUCUACUGCGCCACUGACUAAUUAAUCGUCAUAAUUUUAAGGCGUUUUAAAAGUUACAUUGCUGAAUAUUGGCCAUUUUAGGUAAAAUCCGUCGCACGCGUUCGAGCGUUAUACAAUUUUUCGUUGUCCGCUCACCCGCUCCGUGC
Molecule: messenger RNA, 1343 nt
Organism: Cydia splendana
Lineage: Eukaryota; Metazoa; Arthropoda; Insecta; Lepidoptera; Tortricidae
Product: zinc finger protein 501-like
Exons: 6
Coding region: 74-1192 (372 amino acids)
Biological process (GO): regulation of gene expression
Cellular component (GO): nucleus
Molecular function (GO): zinc ion binding
Source: RefSeq, a predicted model, not a curated record